This is a messenger RNA of Danio rerio (zebrafish), 1967 nucleotides long. Lineage: Eukaryota; Metazoa; Chordata; Actinopteri; Cypriniformes; Danionidae. The record is from RefSeq and is a predicted model, not a curated record.
UAAACCUCAAAGAAUCCAACAGCUUGAGCUAACUGUUUUGUUGGAUACAAUGACACUGCCGCUAGCAAGAACAAACAACCAAUCAGCACAAUUAAUCACAGAUGCAGUGUAAUUCAUAUCAUUGACCUUAAAAGUGUUAUGAGUAUGUUGUUCCUCGCUCAAGUCAUUGCUCAUUUCUGUUAAAUGUCUGUCAUGAGGCACUGCUGCUAUCAAUAGGCAGUGCUAUCUUAGUAACAGAACUGAACCCCAACCAUGCGCCAGCUGGAGGGGGGCAGUUCUGUUAACUCACUUGCGGGGCUAUUUUGUUGUAAAUGCCAGGCUAUGGUUGAGUUUUGGUGGAUAUUUUGUAGACAAUUGUUCACCAUGCAUUAUUUUAAACAACAGUAAGCUUUUAUUAUCCAAGAACACCAGACCAGUUUGUUCAAAUAGGCUGCUAGACAUGGAUAUUGUCAAGGUCAGAGUUGGAGAUAAUGUCUUUGAAACAAACAAGUCUUUGUUGAUAAAGGAAUGCGAAUAUUUCAGGGCUCUUUACAGAUCUGGGAUGAUAGAGUGCCAUCAAGAAGAGAUUCACCUCAAGAACCUUAAAGCUAAAGGAUUCGUAAUAAUGUUGUCUGUGGCCACUGGUGACAGACCCAUUCUAAAUGAUGAUGAGAUUUUGGAAGCCAUUGAAUGUGCUGCUUUCUUCCAGACCGAACCACUUGCCAGGCAUCUUCAGGAUCUUCUCAACUCUGACAAUUGUCUGCUCAUGUACCAAGCUUCUGCCAUUUAUGGUUUAUGGGGUCUCCAAGAAAUGUCGGCGCAGUUUAUUCGCAAUAUGUACCAUGACCUGCAAGAGGACUUGAAGGACCUUCCACAGGAGCUGACCGAAUUUGUGGACUCUCUGGUUCCUAGUGCAUUCGUGGCGGUAGGUUCCCACUCAACUUGCACCGCAGAUGAGCUUCCUCUUGCUGCCACAAGAACGGUAUGCUACCUCGAUGAGGAUGAAGGAGACUGGAAGGUUCUUACCGCCUUGCCUAUGGAGGCCAGCACAUCUUUGUCUGGUUUGACUGUUUUGGACAACCAACUCUAUGUUGUUGGAGGUGUGCAUGGUGUUGACAAGAGAGCUGUGGAUGCUAGCUUUUGCUAUGAUGUUGUCACCAACACCUGGAGUUUGCUGCCAGGCCCCAGACAGUCACGGUACAACUUCACCCUAACAGGGAUUGAAGGUAGCCUCUAUGCCAUGGGAGGAGAGUCUGGAGGGACCACUAUGUCCUCAGUUGAGAUAUAUAAUGUUGCCACAAAGGAGUGGACUUUUGCAGCACCUUUACCUCGACCGGUAGCGGGGAUCGCAUGCACCAAUGCCAUGAGCCGAAUAUUUGUGUGUCUUUGGAAGCCGAUGGACACCAAUGAAAUCUAUGAAUACAUCCCAAAACAAGAUGCAUGGGUUCUGGUGAGUACCCUUCUGAAGCACCAGAGCUAUGGACACUGUAUGGUGGCCCACAGGGACAACCUUUAUGUCAUACGCAAUGGUCCCAAAGAUGAUUUCCUGCGCUGUUUGAUGGAUUGCUACAACAUCACCACAGGGCAAUGGACAUCAAUGCCUGGGCACUAUGGCAAUAGCAAGGGGGCACUGUUUACAUCUGUAGUGAGAGGAGACUCAGUGUUCACACUGAAUCGCACCUUGACUCUGGAAUACACCAUUGCGGGAAACAUGUGGAAACCUUCUAAGCAAAUGAAGGGGUUUCCAAGGAAUGGAUCUGUGUGGACAUUUCUUCUCAGGAUUCCAAAAGAGAGGAAAGAAGUGAUUGUGUCUUAAAUUGACUGAACCUUAGUAACCAUGUUAAUGGCAAAUAAAACAUAUAUACUUUUCAUUGUAGCAUUUUAUUUUGCCUCAAGGCCAUAAAUGUAUAAUUUGAUUAAGUUAAAGGAUAAUUCACACAAGAAAAAAAAAUUAUGUUCUAUCACCAUUUACUCACUGCCACAAUAUA